Molecule: messenger RNA, 633 nt
Organism: Coniosporium apollinis CBS 100218
Lineage: Eukaryota; Fungi; Ascomycota; Dothideomycetes
Exons: 4
Coding region: 1-633 (210 amino acids)
Biological process (GO): late endosome to vacuole transport; endosome transport via multivesicular body sorting pathway; protein transport
Cellular component (GO): ESCRT III complex; multivesicular body
Source: RefSeq, a predicted model, not a curated record
AUGACCCCAGCGGAGCGGCUUCGGAAACACCAGCGAGCCCUCGAAAAGACACAGCGCGAGCUUGACAGGGAGCGGGUGAAGCUAGAGAACCAGGAGAAGAAGCUUGUGGCAGACAUCAAGAAAAGCGCGAAGAAUGGGCAAAUGGGACCGCUCAGGAUACAGGCCAAAGACCUUGUGAGGACGAGGAGGUACAUCCAGAAGUUCUACCAGAUGCGGACGCAGUUGCAGGCGAUAUCCUUAAGAAUACAGACUGUCCGGAGUAAUGAACAGAUGAUGCAGUCCAUGAAAGGCGCGACGACUCUGCUCGGCAGCAUGAACAGGCAAAUGAACCUCCCAGCGUUACAGCGAAUUGCCAUGGAGUUUGAGAAGGAGAACGACAUCAUGGAUCAGCGGCAAGAGAUGAUGGACGAUGCCAUCGACGACGUUACGGGUCUGGAAGACGAGGAGGAGGGUGAGGAGGUCGUCAACCAGGUGCUAGACGAGAUAGGGAUAGAUCUGGGUCAAGCGCUUGGAGAGACGCCAUCUGGUCUCCAGAAGACCACAGUGGCAGAAGGUCGAGUGGCACAAGCAGUAGGCGGAGGCGAUCCCGGGGACGACGACCUGCAGGCCAGACUUGACAGUUUAAGAAGGUGA